Adineta ricciae is the source of this 1359-nucleotide messenger RNA. NCBI's taxonomy places the organism in Eukaryota, Metazoa, Rotifera, Eurotatoria, Adinetida, Adinetidae. The record is from the annotation of a GenBank genome assembly.
AUGUUAAAGUGGGCAGUGACAUCGCGUUCGAAUGAUGAAUUCGAUCAAGAUGAAUGUUUAACAUUUGAAAAGAUUAUCGAACAGCAGAAAUUCCCGUGUCUCGUGCGAAUCGAUAAUAAUGACUCAUUAGAGAAUUAUUUGAUUUUAUUAUGUGAAACCAAUGAACCGUAUUUAAGUGUUUCGAAUGAAACGAAACAAUUUGCGAUACCAAUUUUAUUCGAUGGUCUUUUCGCUCUAGUCGAACACGGUAUAACUCGUUACAAUGUUCUCCAAUCGAUUCAUUCUUUAUUACCACAUUUAAAACUUUCAUACACACAUUUUACAACUUUGAAAUCGUAUACCGUACAUCAUAAUUCAUCGUCAUGUCAUUUAGAUCCAGGGACACUUCUCGAACUUUGUCAUAAACCAACAACAACAUCAACAGUUCGUUUACGUACGCUAUUCACGAGUUUACCACAUUCGCUGAAUAAACAUUUGCUAUUGAAUCAUCAAACAAAAUUCUCGAUUAAGAAGCAAUUCUCAAGCAAUGAACAUUUCCAGGUGAAAAGCAAUGCCCAUCCAGAAAUUCUCACUCUCAAAUCCGACUCCAAAGGAAUCUUCGUUCCUGUCUAUUCACAAUUUCCCUCUAUAUCUUCUCCGAAUUCCUUCUCCUAUCUCUCAAAUCCCAUUCAAGGUCUAUACACAAUUCAAUUUCUAAGUGAACUAACCAAUCACUACCCAUUGAUCGUCGAACUGAUCAUCAGUCGAUCAUUAGAGCAACACACAUCCGCUACCCUCGGCUAUCCAUUUCGACGCAUAACAGUUCAUCGAUUUGUUGAAAAUCAUCGCCGAAUAGUCGCCUACGACAUGAAGAACAACAGUUUCAUUGAGCUCGAUCUUCAACAUCGUCUCAAUCUGUAUGCAGUGAAACAUCCGACUCACCAAAACCAACACUAUCAACCGCAAUUACGUUGGUGUCAAAAAUAUCUGCCGUCAUUUCGCUCACAAAUCAAAACAAUCCAUCGGUCCGUCAAUGAGACAAUGAUGUUUAUCCAAACAACACAAUUUACCAAACGACGAUCUCAAGAUUACCAUCAACGACGAAAUUCCUCCUCGGUAAUCAAAUCCACACCGAAAAUGUUCUACAAUUCUCAAGAUUCGAUCUCAACGAUGAACUUCCAACUUCAAAAUCAUCUCGCAUCGAAAUUCUUUACCAUAUCGAACGACUCGAAAUACCAACAAAAUCCGAGAAAGAAUGCGCGAGUUCAUUUCAAUGAGUCAACCAUUGAACGAUACUCGCAAAUGAAGAAGUAUUCCAAACGCGAGAAGACCGAAAAAACUGAAGAGAAUGAUGAUAUUUUUCAAUGUACUGCUUUAUAA